AUGAAAGUGAAAGCAUUGAGUAUCUUUAAAUCCAAGUUUCUCAAACCAUGCAAAAAACUUAUACUUUUCUUCAAACUCAAACCCAAGAAACGUGUAUUUAUAAGAGCUCUAAAAAAAUCUAACCCCCAAAAGCCCUCUACUCCAUCAAAACAAAUGUCUUCUUUGUUAUCAGUGUUCCGUUCCCCGAAGAAAUUGCAAAGCUUCAAGUCUCCUUCCAACGUGCAAGAAACACCGAUCUUUCCUUCACCGCUUACACCGGCUUGCAUAAGGACAAACAAAAGAGAAGGUUCCAAAAGUGAAGCUUCGAGCGAAGAAGUGGAAGAUGCGUGCAGGAGUUUCGAGAACUAUUUGGCAGAGAUGAUUGUUGAAGAAGGGAAGACUAAGGACUUGAUGGAUGUUGAAGAACUUCUAUAUUGCUGGAAGAAUCUCAAGUGUCCUGUCUUCAUUGAUUUAGUUUGUAGAUUUUAUGGUGAGCUUUGCAAAGACUUGUUUUCUCCAGAUAAUGAAGAAAGUUACAAGCUUAUGGAGUAA
Messenger RNA from Vicia faba (fava bean), 531 nucleotides. The record is from the annotation of a GenBank genome assembly. NCBI's taxonomy places the organism in Eukaryota, Viridiplantae, Streptophyta, Magnoliopsida, Fabales, Fabaceae.